Oxyura jamaicensis (ruddy duck) is the source of this 737-nucleotide messenger RNA. Its product is annotated as ras-related protein Rab-39A-like. The record is from RefSeq and is a predicted model, not a curated record. NCBI's taxonomy places the organism in Eukaryota, Metazoa, Chordata, Aves, Anseriformes, Anatidae. Gene Ontology annotation, molecular function: GTPase activity; GTP binding. The transcript is spliced from 2 exons. Bases 40 to 687 code for a protein of 215 amino acids.
GUCGGUGCCGGCGGGUCGCAGCGGUGCCGCCGAGCACCCAUGGAGCCGCGGUGGCACUACCAGUUCCGGGUGAUCAUGUUGGGAGACUCCACGGUGGGCAAAUCCUCGCUGCUGCGGCGCUACACCGAGGGCGUCUUCCUGGACGCCGUCAACCAGACGGUGGGGGUGGAUUUCUACGUUCAGUUCGUGGAGCUGGAGCCGGGGCUCUGCGUCAAGCUGCAGUUCUGGGACACGGCCGGGCAGGAGAGGUUCAGGUCCGUGACUCGCUCCUAUUACCGCAACUCGGCGGGGGGGAUGCUGCUCUUCGACCUCACCAACCGCGCGUCCUUCGAGAGCGUCCGGCGGUGGCACGGCGAGGUGACGGACACGGUGCAGCCCUUCCGCGUCGUCUUCCUGCUGGUGGGCCACAAGAGCGACCUGGCGGCCGAGCGCAGGGUGGGCAGGAGGGAGGCCGAGCGGCUGGCGGCCUCGCUGGGCGCCCAGUACGUCGAGACCUCGGCCAAGGACGCCAGCAACGUGGCCCAGGCCUUCCAGAUGCUGACGCUGGCCAUCUACCGGGCGCUGCAGAGUGGGCUGCUCGCCCCCUGCGAGGCGUGGGACGGGGUGAAGAGCGGCGUCCCGCUGCCCGCGCCGCUCCCGGCUCACGCGGCGGAGAAGGAGGAGAAGAGGAAGAAGUGCUCGUGCUAGGGACGGGGGCUCCGAGCCGCUCGGUUCUGCUGAUGCGAGGGGUGAAGCAG